This is a messenger RNA of Fukomys damarensis (Damara mole-rat), 1207 nucleotides long. It is a transcript of the gene Jsrp1, whose product is annotated as junctional sarcoplasmic reticulum protein 1. The record is from RefSeq and is a predicted model, not a curated record. Gene Ontology annotation, biological process: regulation of ryanodine-sensitive calcium-release channel activity; skeletal muscle contraction. The transcript is spliced from 7 exons. Gene Ontology annotation, cellular component: sarcoplasmic reticulum. NCBI's taxonomy places the organism in Eukaryota, Metazoa, Chordata, Mammalia, Rodentia, Bathyergidae. The coding region runs from base 135 to 1142 and encodes 335 amino acids.
GGCCCCCCCAGCUGUCCCCAGCCACCUGUCCCUGUCUGUCUCAGGACUGCCUUCCCAUGCUCCAUCCAGUCCGCGGGGCCCAGUGCAGAGGCUGUGGGGCCCGCUGAGGAGGGAGGGACGCUGCUCCUGUCUCCAUGACAACCAAAGCCUUGGAGGAGCUGGACCGGGGCCUGGGCAGCUGCCUGGCUGGCGAGGACCUCUCUGUGCUGGUGGAGGCCGGCCUGGGCUGGCCGCAGGAGGACAAGGCCCGAGCGACACCCAGGGUAGCUGAGACCAGCAGCCGGCCCCAGGUUUCUCAGGAGCUGCAGGCGGGGAGCGGUGUGGAUGCCAGGCACAAAAAGAUGGAGAAGGAGGCUAUGGCCAGGGGAACACCAGACCCCGGAAAAGAGAAGCUGAAAUCCGGAGCGAGUGGGUUUGCAGCAGCCUGGGAUAAAAAGAGGGCGGGCGUGAGCACGCCCCCGGGCCUGAGCGAGGAGCUGCCCUGGGGAGAUGUGACGGUCAACAAGUGCCUGGUCCUGGCUUCGCUGGUGGCGCUGCUGGGCUCGGCUUUCCAGCUGUGCCGCGAUGCUGUGGCUGGAGAGGAGCCGGCCCCCACCCCGUGGAUCUCACCGAUCUCACCCCCCAAGGACCCAGCUGUGCACGCAUCUAAGCCCGUCGCCUGGGUGCCCCCAUCGAAACCACCUGCGUCCCAGGUGGGGCCACCUGCACCUCAGGCAGAGGCAGGGGACAAGCCAGAGGUUUCCAGGAGCCGGCAGGCUGCAGAGAAGGUGCAGGGAGAUCCCGGGAGGGUCACAGGAGAGGCCGCUGAGGAAGAGCACGUGACUCUUGCCGAGCAAGCACCCAAGGAGAAGCCAAGGAAGGAGAAGCCGGGGAAGGAGAGGCCGCAGAAAGACAAGAAGCCUUGGAAGAAGAAACCGCGGAAGGAGGAGAGGCCACAGAAGGAGAGGCCACAGGCUGCCAGAGAACCCAAGGAAGCUCUGCCCCGACGCUGGGAGGCGCGCGAAGGGGGCCAUCGGCCAUGGGCGAGGGACUCCAGGGACCCCGAGCACCGGAAAAGGCAGGCCUGGGCCUCCCCGCGGCGCUCCGAAGAGGACCAGCCCCCGGGCAAGCAGAAGCACCGCCUGGGCAAAGGGCGGAACUGAGCCGUGCUGGGUUCUCCGUGAGAAUCCCAGGACCCAUCUACAGCCUCCGCCGUGGCUCCAGCAAA